CCAAACAGCUAGCUAGCCGUUUAGCAUCCGACCACAGGUAAACAUUGGACGAUGAGCACCGACAGGCUUGUCUGUUUUGAAAAAAAAAACUCCUUGCUCUGUCAGUUAGUCCAGGAUUAGAUAGCUAAUACGAUGAGCUGAAGUUAUCCUUGGUGACAAUACCGUGCUGGAAUAAGCUCUCUGGCUAGGUGGAAUAACCAACGUUAUGCGUUUACAUUAUUAUGAGUAACGACGUUGCUAACAGGAGAAUCUCUUCAGCUCAACUGAUUCAGGCCAGUCUGUCUGUGUGGGGAUGGGGGGGUCUAGGAGUGGUGCUGUUCCUCAUCACUUUUGGACCCUUCGCUAUCUUCUACCUGGCCUUCUAUAUCUGCUGCGUUGUAGGCGGUGGUUUUGCGGUCACUCUGUUGUUUGGGAAGACCAACUCAGAGAGACAUCUUGAGAAGUGUGAACACUCCUACCUGCCAGCCACACAAACGGGUAUACUGAAGACGUUGGAUGAGAUGAGGUUGGAGCAGAAGCCUAUAAAGAUAGAUAGGAGACUGACUGGCUCCAACUACAUAGACGAGCCUCUGCAACAGGUCAUCCAGUUUGCAUUGAGAGAUUAUAUUCAGUAUUGGUAUUACACUCUGAGUGAGGAUGAGUCUUUCCUGCUGGAAAUCAGGCAGACUGUCCAGAACGCUUUGGUCCAGUUCUCUACACGGUCUAAAGAGGUGGACUGGCAGCCUUAUUUCACCACCAGACUGGUGGAUGACUUCGCUACUCACCUCCGAGUCUUCAGAAAGGCCCAGGACAGACUGGAGCGCAGGGAUGACAAUAAACAGAGGGACUUGUCGGAGGAUAUAGUGGAGUCAUUUUUUGAGGCGGAGGUAGAGAUGGAGAGGAGCGUCUGCAGAGAUGUGGUCUGCACCUCCCUGAAGGAUGAAGAAGGGUUCCUGAGGGACUUGUGUGAGGUGCUGCUCUACCUGUUACUACCUCCUGGAGACUUCCACAACAAGAACAUGAGAUACUUCCUCAGGGAGAUUCUGGCGCGAGGCGUUCUACUUCCUCUGGUCAACCAGCUGAGUGAUCCUGAUUACAUCAACCAGUUUGUUAUCUGGAUGAUCCGGGACUCUAGCUGUAACUACGAGGCGUUUAUGAACAUCUUGAAGCUGACAGACAAAGUGUCUGAGCUGGAGGCUGUUAAAGACAAGGCCCUGGAGGAACUACAGUACCUACGAUCACUGGACACCGCAGGAGAUGAUAUCAAUGUUAUAAAGAAUCAGAUCAACAGUCUGUUGUUUGUGAAGAAGGUCUGUGAGACCAGGAUACAGAGGCUACAGUCAGGGAAGGAAGUGGAUACUCUGAAACUAGCAGCUAAUUUGGGCAAGCUGUGCAUCAUCCCACUGGAACACGUCCUUGUUCACAACAUCGCCUUGCAAUUCUUUAUGGACUACAUGCAGGCGGCUGGGGCCCAGGCAGAGCUGUUCUUCUGGCUGACAGUGGAGGGCUACAGAGUAACAGCCCAGCAACAACUAGAGGUGAUGGAGGGAUGGCAGAAGGAUGGAAAGAAGGGAGGUUCCACUCAAGGACUGCUGAAGGCUGCAGCAUUAGGGGUCUAUGAACAGUACCUGUCUGAUAAGGCAUCCCCCAGGGUACAAGUAGAUGAGGUGUCUGUAGUCAAACUAAGAGAGAAGCUACAGAAGGAAGGAGACCCCACGCCAGAGAUAUUCGACGAGAUCCAGAGAAAAGUGUAUGACAUGAUGCUUCGUGAUGAGAGGUACUACCCGUCGUUCAGACAGAGUCCCCUCUACAUCAGGAUGUUAGCUGAACUGGACAUGCUCAAAGAACCCUCUUAUAGAGGAUCAGAUGACGGAGAUGGAGAAUCGUUCAACGGUUCUCCAACAGGAAGCAUUAAUCUAUCUCUGGAUGACCUUUCGAAUUCCUGCCAUGACGACAAUAUACAGCUACACGCCUUCAUCUCUGACACAGAUAUGUGUGGGUACAACAGUAGUGGCCUUAAAAACGUUACCCUGUCAAAAUGCCUUGAUGCUGUAAGAAGCCUAGAUGCAGUGUUGUCUCCUAACACUACAAGACGGCAGUCCAGGGUGUGUAAUGACCACGGCAAGACCUACGCCCUCUACGCCAUCACCGUGUGCCGCCGUAACCACGACGGCAGCGAGGACUCCUGGAAAACCUACCGCCGCUACUCCGACUUCCACGACUUCCACAUGAGGAUCACGGAGCAGGUAAAGUUUGAGAACUUGAUGUCGAUCCUGAAGCUGCCAGGGAAGAAGACGUUCAACAACAUGGACAGAGACUUCCUGGAGAAGAGGAAAAAAGAUCUCAACGCAUACCUACAGCUGCUGCUGAAUCCAGAGAUGAUGAAGGCCUGUCCUACUCUGGUUCACUAUGUCUAUGACUUCCUGGAGAAUAAGCAAUACAGCAAGGGCAAGGGAGACUUCGCACGCAAGAUGGAUACGUUUGUGAACCCGCUGCGUAGCUCGAUGCGUAACGUGUCUAACGCAGUGAAGAGACUGCCAGAUAGUCUGGCUGAAGGGAUGAACACUGCUGCUGACAACAUGGGACGCAUGUCAGAGAAACUGGGCCAGGACAUCAAACAGUCCAUGUUCAAGGUGCCUCCACUGCUCCCCAAGUCUGACGUUGACCCAGAGCACUGCCGAGUCUCAGCCCAGCUGGACGACAACGUGUGUGUUUUCCAGGUGGAUGAUAACAUCCCCCUGCGUGUGAUGCUGCUGCUGAUGGAUGAGGUGUUUGACCUGAAGGAGAGGAACCAGUGGCUUCGCAGGAACAUCAAGAACCUUCUGCAGCAACUCAUCAGAGCCACAUACGGAGACACUAUCAACAGGAAGAUCGUUGAUCAUGUGGACUUCAUGACAGCUCCAGAACAGGUGGCAGACUACGUCAAGAAGUUCAGGGAUUCAUACUGGCCCAACGGAAUCCUAGCAGAGUCUCCGCCCCGCCGGGACAAGAACAUCCGCAUGAGGACACGGGUCGCCGCCAAGACCAACCUAUUGGGAAUCAUGCCAGAUGAGUUGAAGCACAUCAUAGGGGCGGAUACGACUCGUAAAGGCAUCCUUCGUGUGUUUGACAUGUUCCAACACGGACCAAUGAAUCGUCGGCUGGUCUACGUGCUCCUAGAAGGAUUCCUGGAGACCAUGUUCCCUCAGUACAAGUUCCCAGAGCUGUUUGUCAAACUGCAUUCCCGUUCGCCGCGCACAGCCAGAUAUACACAGAAACUCAAGAGUACCUCCCUGAAGAGGUGACAGGAGACUGGGAUUGGGCAGGGUACUUGGUGACACACACUCGCUCACACGCCGUGAGAGAACAAAGGAAGGAGGGGAGUAGUGGGGAGGGUGUGUAUGCGUGCUGGUGAGAAGAGGUGUGCGUGUCCUUCUUUCUAUGUCAAGAGGUGCUUUUUGGGCCAUCCGAGCACUUAACUCUUCCCUCCUCUCCCCUACAUGCCUCUCACAUUCUCUUCUCCUCAACUCACUCACACACACCCUCCUGUGCACAGUUUAGAGACCGCAUUUGUGUUUUAUUUUAUUUUUGUACUUUUUACUUCCUACUAAACUAUUUUAUUGUAGAUGUGUGGUCAGACUGACAGCUGCUCUGAUAUACACAGCAGCUGAUCUCCGUUACUGAUACCAGAGAGCAGAGCUAUGUAUAGAGAAAUACAUGGGUCGUUCCAUGUAAUGAGCCCCUUUUGGGUAGUGUUUCCCAAACUCGGUCCUGGGUUCACAAUGAGUUUUUUUGCCCUAGCACUACACAGCUGAUUUCAAGUAAUCAAAGUUUGAUGAUGAGUUUAUUAAUCAUCUUUGUAGUGCUAGGGCAAAAACCAAAACAUGCAACCCUUAAGGUCCCGAGGACCAAGUUUUGGAAACGCUGGGUUAGAGUAAUUUGGUGGGAAAGAAAUGUAGAUUUAAUGAAGAGCAUAUUUUCAACCUAAUAAAAAGCAUAGUUUCCCAUCUCAAGAGGUUAAAGAAAAGAAUAACUGGGUGGCAGGUAGCCUAGCGGUUAGGAGCAUUGGGCAAGUAACCGAAAGGUCACUGGUUGGAAUCCCCGAGCCGACUAGGUGAAAAAUCUGUCGGUGCCUUUAAGGGAAAUGAACCAUCAUUGUUCCUGUAAGUCGCUCUGGAUAAGGGUGUCUACUAAAUGACUAAAAUGAGGAAACAAAGAUGCUAAAUGUAAGUGCCAGAUAAAGUAACAGGGUUGACCGUAACAGGGUUGACCGUAACAGGGUUGACCGUAACAGGGUUGACCGUAACAGGGUUGACCGUAACAGGGUUGACCGUAACAGGGUUGACCGUAACAGGGUUGACCGUAACAGGGUUGACCGUAACAGGGUUGACCGUAACAGGGUUGACGAUUCAACCUUCAAUCACCCCUAAAUCCCUUGUGACCGGGGGAAUGGAAGGCUCUUGUGUGCAACAGGGAGUGGCAAUUGAAUGCCAGCUUCACAAAAAACUAUGAAUUCUUAAAACAUUUUUAGCCUUUCUAUCUAUGGGUAACAGGGUUGUCGUGUUAUGCUCAACCCACUCAGUUUUCCACCACAAAACAAGAAAAAAUGGCAAAAAAGAGUAAACCAGUUCAUCUGCUUUUACAUUAUAAUUUUACUGUUAAAUGUUACAUUUUUCACUUGAAUUUAAAAAAAAGAAUAUGAUAGUUCAUUUAACAGGGUUUACCUGAAUGAAUCACAUUAAUUAAAUACUCUUCACAAAUUACAUUGUCAAAGCAACAAUAUAACUUAGGCUUCACAGUGAUGGUGAAAACAUGGAGACAUUUUUGGGUUAACAUCUUCCUAGAAGUAACAGAGAGUGCACGGAGGGACAUGGCAGAAUUGUGGCACUUUAGCAAGUCUAUUCAUAUUCAAAAUCAAAUGUAUUGAAUUGUCCAUGUGGUCACUUCAUUUAAUAUAACAGGCUUUUAAAGAUGCACUAUGCAGAAAUUGAUCUGCCAUUUAUUUUCUGGUUGCGCGAAUUCUAAUAGUUCGCCUAAUUUCAGUUUGUGACGAAACAAGCAAGUACAGGGAAGAGAAUCAUUGUACUAUGUAAACCGCCGUGAAAUAGCUUUUCGAUAACCAAAAAUAUUGUAUUUACAGCUGUUUGACGCUGGUGUACAAAAAAAAUGAAUGUAAAAGUUGCUAAAUGAAACUUAAGACCGUGAAGCAUAGAAAUAACCCACAUAGAACAUAUAUGCUGCUUCUAAGACUUGCUUUCAAUGAGUGACAGAUCUAUAACUCAUAUUUCUGUGUGAAUUUGGUUGGGUCGCCCAAAAAGUAAGAUAUUGCAGCUUUAAAAAUCAAUAUUUCCGCACAAUUUCUACUAAAAAUUUCAAAGGGAUGCAAAAGGGACUCAUUUUGUAGAACGACCCACAUAGGUUGAAUGGCAUAUGUUGUGUAUAUACUGUACCUGUACAUAGAAAUAGAAUGAAUAGAUUCUCUUUCUACGGAUAUAUAUAUAUAUAUAUAUAUAUAUAUAUAUGGGUCUGACUUGUACUGUAAGCUUUUAAACAGCAGAAGACAGAUGAGGAAAUAGAGACAGAGAAUGGGCUUGCAGUGUCAACCACAUCUGGUUCUGCAAGGCGUUUUUUCACAUUUUUGUUAUUUUGUGUUUUUUUUUACACAAUGUGACAUCCAUGCCUGCCAUAAUCCUUUCACACAGGGAGGCAGGGUUUGGCCUAAAGGCCAUUUCCCAUUUUUAAUGCACCGGUCAGUAGCCAUGACAACCAAAGCCCUAGCUGUUUGUAUGUCUGUGUCUCGACAGGCAUGAUAGAGACAGCUCUAGUCUACUCACUGUGCUUCCUAUUGUUAAUCAUGUGAAAGUAGAAGAAACCAGAAUGCACAGCUCACCUGCUUUCUCUAGAGCUGAGACCUGGGUAAAUUUGAAAUGGCACCCCAUUCUAGUGCACUGCUUUUGGACAGACGGAUCCUAAUAGUAGUCCACUUUUAUAUUAGGCAUAUGGUGCCAUUUUGGACGGAGCCAGAAUGAAAUGAAACAGGCCAGACUGUGUGAAUGUUGCCGUCUGUGGAGGUGACUGUCUGUCGGGUAUCUACGCAUACACAGGUAUGCCUAUUAGAAUGUACUCUGUGGGUCCUGUCUGUCUGUGUUCGGUCUUUUAGGGUUUUUGUGUGUUUCUGUGUGUUUGAGUGUGUAGCAGUAACAUGAAGCCCUCCCCAGUCAGACACUGUGCCAGUGUGAGCUUUAGUGAAGCAGCCUUAAUACAGACCAAGAGACCAUGCUAUAGUAACGCUCUCUCUCUCUCACACACACACACACUCGCAGCACUACGUUACAAAGAGAAAACCAACUGAUAUCCCUACUUAAUCACACUUUUAUUGUCAUUAAUUUUGUGCAAUAUUUUUCUUUAAUGCAUGUGUAUUUGAAUAACUGUAUAUUGUAUAAAAUGUAAACUAAAAUGUUUUGAAAAAUUGUAGAAAAGGUGAAAAUUCUCCCCCUUCCCCAAAGAAAAAAAGUAUUCUAACCCCAACAACCUACAUUCCGAUGUUAAAAAAUGUGUUUAGACUUGUUUUAUAAGUCUGUUUUUUGGGGGGGGUUCUCACUCCUGAUGAAUCUGUGGUUUCCGUGCUGAUAUGUCAGUAGCAGGAAAGAGGAGUGAUCAGCCAGUCGAGCUAAAGCCUCUUGAUAGAAAGCUAGCUCAUUGGUCUAGCAAUAUAGGAGAGGGGCUUAUUAUGCAUUUGAGCCUGUUUGGAGCGCAAACAAAAAUGACAUCCUGUUAUAUGAACCGAUGACACGAGAGACUUUGUCAUCUGACCAAUCGAAUUGCAGGAAUACUGUGUUCCUGUGAACCAAUAGAAUCACUGCUGAAGAGCACUUACUACCCGAGUUCUUCCAUUGGACGAACAGAGCUCCAUUCCACUGCUGCCAUUGGAUGGAAGGGUCCCUCGUCUGCUGUGAUUGGCUGGCAAUGAGCAGCUCUUGACUGUGAUUGACAGCGUGAGGACAUUAACUCUAAGCUGUGACACCUUUUUAAAGGGAGGUGGAUAUUUGUCCCUGGACUGGAGAGUUGACCAGGGGAACCCCAUAGGACUUCACCUUAAAAGCCUCCACACUCUCCUCCUGUUCAAGAUGGCUUUGCUGUUGAUGUUUUUUAAUCCCUUGGGGACAGGUUUUCAUAGCGUUUACCUCACAUCAACAUGAUCCUGUGUUGUAUAAAUCAUGAAAUGAAUGGGAACAGAAUCUAAUGGGUGAACACAAUGAGACAACACGGCCUCAUGUCGAUUUUGAUGAAACGUUGCUGUGAAAAACUGGGAUCUCCUAGUACAUUAUGAAUCUAUGAUAAUGAGCCGUGUGCAUAUCUGUGUACAGUACGUGUCUAUAGUGUGCCUAAAUGUCUGUCAACUCUAUUUUCAUAUUUUUCUUUAACAAAAGAUAAAGAUCAAA
Oncorhynchus gorbuscha (pink salmon) is the source of this 7400-nucleotide messenger RNA. RefSeq names its product sorting nexin-13-like. The record is from RefSeq and is a predicted model, not a curated record. Gene Ontology annotation, cellular component: early endosome. Bases 222 to 3263 code for a protein of 1013 amino acids. Gene Ontology annotation, molecular function: phosphatidylinositol binding. NCBI's taxonomy places the organism in Eukaryota, Metazoa, Chordata, Actinopteri, Salmoniformes, Salmonidae. The transcript has 27 exons.